GCCUGAUGAACCUAAAUGGGCCAGACUGUUGAUCUCCUCAUGCAAGAGUCAGGAUGUCGUUUAGAACAUCCUUCUGCCACCAAAUUCCGAAAUCAUGUCAUGGAAGGAGACUGGGAUAAGGCAGAAAAUGACCUGAAUGAACUAAAGCCUUUAGUGCAUUCUCCUCAUGCUAUUGUGGUAAGAGGCGCACUUGAAAUCUCUCAAACGUUGUUGGGAAUAAUUGUGAGGAUGAAGUUCUUGCUGCUGCAGCAGAAGUACCUGGAAUACCUGGAGGAUGGCAAGGUCCUGGAGGCCCUUCAGGUUCUACGCUGUGAAUUGACGCCACUGAAAUACAAUACAGAGCGCAUUCAUGUUCUUAGUGGGUAUCUGAUGUGUAGCCAUGCAGAAGACCUGCGUGCAAAAGCAGAAUGGGAAGGCAAAGGAACAGCUUCCCGAUCAAAACUGUUGGACAAACUUCAAACAUAUUUACCACCAUCAGUGAUGCUUCCCCCACGGCGUUUACAGACUCUCCUGCGGCAGGCGGUGGAACUACAGAGGGAUCGGUGCCUAUAUCACAAUACCAAACUUGAUAAUAAUCUAGAUUCUGUGUCUCUGCUUAUAGAUCAUGUUUGUAGCAGGAGGCAGUUCCCAUGUUAUACUCAGCAGAUCCUUACGGAGCAUUGUAAUGAAGUGUGGUUCUGUAAAUUCUCUAACGAUGGCACUAAACUAGCAACAGGAUCAAAAGAUACAACAGUUAUCAUAUGGCAAGUUGAUCCGGACACGCACCUGUUAAAACUGCUUAAAACAUUAGAAGGACAUGCUUAUGGCGUUUCUUACAUUGCAUGGAGUCCAGAUGACAACUACCUUGUUGCUUGUGGCCCAGAUGACUGCUCUGAGCUGUGGCUUUGGAAUGUACAAACGGGAGAGCUAAGGACAAAAAUGAGCCAAUCACAUGAGGACAGUUUAACAAGUGUGGCUUGGAAUCCGGAUGGUAAACGCUUUGUCACUGGAGGGCAGCGUGGGCAGUUCUAUCAGUGUGAUUUAGAUGGCAAUCUCCUUGACUCCUGGGAAGGUGUGAGAGUGCAAUGCCUUUGGUGCUUGAGUGACGGGAAGACUGUUCUGGCAUCAGAUACACACCAGCGAAUUCGAGGCUAUAACUUCGAGGACCUUACAGAUAGGAACAUAGUACAAGAAGAUCAUCCCAUUAUGUCUUUUACUAUUUCAAAGAAUGGCCGAUUAGCUUUGUUAAAUGUAGCAACUCAGGGAGUUCAUUUAUGGGACUUGCAAGACAGAGUUUUAGUGAGAAAGUAUCAAGGUGUUACACAAGGGUUUUAUACAAUUCAUUCAUGUUUUGGAGGCCAUAAUGAAGACUUCAUCGCUAGUGGCAGUGAAGAUCACAAGGUUUACAUGUGGCACAAACGUAGCGAGCUGCCCAUUGCGGAGCUGACAGGGCACACACGUACAGUCAACUGUGUGAGCUGGAACCCACAGAUCCCCUCCAUGAUGGCCAGCGCCUCAGACGAUGGCACCGUUAGAAUAUGGGGACCAGCGCCUUUUCUAGACCACCAGAAUAUUGAAGGAUGUUGGUUCCUGCACACAAGAACCUCUGCUCACAGUGGUAAAUACAUGGUACAUCUCUUGAAAGGGACAUAUCCAUGUCAGUUUCUUUCACAGCAGAAGAUGGCUGCUUUUGAAUGGGGAGGAAAGAAGACAUUUUUCUUAAUAUCCUUUUGCCCCAUCUCUAAAAUGUAUACGCAUUUUGAUUUGGGUUUAAUGUCUCACUUAGACGUUAGCAUCUCUCUUUUGGGGUUGCUCUCCAAAAUAGUACUUCCAGUCAAAAACCAUGUUUGACUUAAUAUAAACAAACUUAAAGAGAGGUGAAUUUCAUUUUCACAUGGACACUUUCUAAAAACAGGGUGAACUUAAUUGAAAUUUUUCAAUGUUGUUAGGCUGUUGUUAUAGUAGCUGCCCUAUAUAGUUGCAAAAACAAAAACGAUAAAAACUCAUCCCCUAUCUACUUAAUCCAGAUAGCCUGGAUGUAAUGGAACUCAUAGUAUAAAAAUGUGUGUGUUGUGUGUCUGUGGAAGAGAGAGAGUAUUAAUUCAUAAAAGGCCUGGAAACGGCUGUUCUAGGCUCCUGUCAGUUUUACUAAAAGUCUUGUGCACAUGCGAAUGCCCUCUGAAUUGAAGGUUUGGUUAAUACUGGUAUAUUUUUAUAAGACUGAUACGGCGUCCCCAUCUUUGAACUUAAACAUUUUCAUUAUCAGGGUCAAUGUGCUAAAACUGAAUCGUAACAUUUUUAGGCACAGAUGGAAAAAAAAGAUGUUAUUGGCUCCUUGAAAAUGUGUGUGUGUGGCGAGGGGACUAGAUCCACAAGAGCAUGUGUGUCCUUACAAACCAAGCUGGAGAGAUCAAGAAAAGAACAUGUGUUGAUCUCAAGAUUUACAUGGCAUUGUGGUGGAACUAUUAACAUUAGAGCUUUUGGUAUGUAAUAACUACUUGCUACGGACUGAUUAAAUGUUUCAAAGGAUUGUGUUCUUAAAUUUGGGGGGGUAUUGUUUUUUGUUGGUUUGUGUGUGUUUUUUUAACUGCCUCUCAAAUUAUAUUUAGUACUUUAAAUUUCUUUGCUUUAUUAUUUCAUUAAAGCAUAAAAAACUUCAGGUCUCUGAUAUUUAUUUUCACUUGUCCCACUAAUUAUUUACGAAACACCCUUUGUUAAACGUUUAUAAAUGUGUAGUAUAUUAAAUGUCUUUAAAAUUUUGUUCAAUUGAAGCUACAUUAACUUUGAUUUGUGUUACUGGUUUGUUUUUUUUAAUACACCUUUCCAUGUCAGUGCGUAGCACUUAACCAAUCGUUUGUAUUCCCUUUCAAUCCAAUAAACAGAAUGAGUAAGUAA
This is a messenger RNA of Myotis davidii, 2874 nucleotides long. RefSeq names its product WD repeat domain 26 (gene WDR26). The record is from RefSeq and is a predicted model, not a curated record. Gene Ontology annotation, biological process: proteasome-mediated ubiquitin-dependent protein catabolic process. The transcript has 14 exons. Gene Ontology annotation, cellular component: GID complex. Bases 16 to 1830 code for a protein of 604 amino acids. Gene Ontology annotation, molecular function: protein binding. Lineage: Eukaryota; Metazoa; Chordata; Mammalia; Chiroptera; Vespertilionidae.